UUCAAAACAUUUUUGCCCUUGAUGCCUUUGUACAAAAGAGAAUAUUGGAAAUAAACACAAGGUUUGUGUUAUUGAAAAAACUAUGGAUCAAAUUAAGUUAAAGCCAUCACCAGGGCAUGUUAAAUCUCCUUUACUUCAAAUGAUUCCUUUAAGUCACUAUGUUCCAGACGAGUUACACAUAAUGUUGCGAAUUUGGGAUAGGUUAUGGGAUUUAGUACUACAAGAACUCAAAACACAAAAUCGAUUUAAUGAUUUAGCAAGAGCAAAGAUUUUUGCCGAAAUGCGUAGGAUUUCAAUUUCAUUCAAUUUUUGGCAGGAACAGGGAACGCAAAAUUGGUCUUAUACAUCUUUAAUGGGAGAAGAUAAGGAAAAAGUAUUAAAAAACUUUAAUUUUCGAGUUGUUUUUGCUGAAGAACGUGCAUUUUUAAUCAACCAAUUAUGGAGAAAUUUUUAUGAACUUUAUAAUAAUAUGAAAUCUCAAAAAAUUAAUCCAAGUCACUUUGCAGACCAGGCAAAGCAAUGGUUAGAUUUGUUUCUUACUCCCUUCCAAGGUGAGCCCAAUACUAUUACUUUCAAGAUAGGUUUAUAUCGUCCAAAAGAUGUAACACCUUACAUGCAUGUUUUAGUUCACCAUUUACCCAAAUUUAUGGAACAACAUCAGAAGUUUGGAUUAAGUGCUUUUUCAUGUGCUCCUGUUGAAAAAAAAAAUUACGAUGUAGUUUCUGCAUUUUUUUGA
Molecule: messenger RNA, 736 nt
Organism: Rhizophagus irregularis DAOM 181602=DAOM 197198
Lineage: Eukaryota; Fungi; Glomeromycota; Glomeromycetes; Glomerales; Glomeraceae
Source: RefSeq, a predicted model, not a curated record